Messenger RNA from Emiliania huxleyi CCMP1516, 1124 nucleotides. RefSeq lists its product as hypothetical. Gene Ontology annotation, cellular component: precatalytic spliceosome. The transcript is spliced from 4 exons. Bases 1 to 891 code for a protein of 296 amino acids. The record is from RefSeq and is a predicted model, not a curated record. Lineage: Eukaryota; Haptophyta; Isochrysidales; Noelaerhabdaceae.
AUGACGCACAACAAGUACUUCUUCUCCGGCCGGCUCGAGGCGGUGCGCCAGGACCCGGCGGGCGGGAACCGGACGCAGGAGUACGCCGAGCCCAACGAGGAGGGCCCGCACGAGGCCGACGUCGUCCCGCUCGUCAAGAUUGCCGACCCAGUGCACGGCGCUCCUGCGUUCAACAUCAACCCAAUGUUGCUCGAGGGCAUCCGGAUGGGCGAUCGGUUCUGGGAGCUCGCCAAGCUCACCACGUUUGGGGAGGUCGUCGACGCCAUCUUCUACGAGGUCAAGUACGUUACCCCGUGGGUGCCAGGCACGCACGGCAAGCGCUCCAGCGGCAUGCAGAGCGCCGUGCGCGGCGUGUCGAACGCGGGCACGCCCGGCAUCGCCUACACCAUGCUGCUCAAGCUCUUCCUGCUGCGGCUCACCCGCGACCAGGUGCGGUCGCUGCUGCGCCACCCGGACUCGCCCUACAUCCGCGCAAUCGGCUUCCUCUACCUGCGGCUCGGGCUGUACGACUUCAAGGAGCUCUGGGCGUGGUUCCAGCCGUACCUCGGCGACGACGACCAGUUCUUCAUCGACGGCACCCCCGCCACCGCCACCACCAUCGGCGAGUUUGUGCGCCGGCUGAUGACUGACCAGGACUUCUUCGGCGACCGGCUGCCGCGGCUCCCCGUCCUCGUGUCGCGCCAGAUCGAGGACAAGCUGCAGAAGGCCGCGUCGGGCGUCACGGACGAGCCGCCGACGGAGGCGGGCGGCGGCGGCGGCGGCAGCGGGUGGGGCCCGGAGGACGCGGAGCGGCUGAAGCGCAAGCGGGCGGAGCUGGCCGAGGCGGAGGGCAAGGUGCGCUCGCUGCGCAAGCUGCUGAGCGAGCGGGAAGCGCAGGCGGCGAGGCGGUAGCGGAAGAGCGGGGAGAGAGUGGGAUGGCGGUUGUGAGAGCAAGUUUGAGGCCCAGCCCAGUCUUUGGUAUCCUCUUUGGGGUUGAUCAGAGGAAGGUAACAUACAUCGAGAUCUCUGCGGGACACCAGUAGAUUUGUUGAGUGGAGAUCGUAGAUGCCGAUCAGAGAUCUUCCACACACAGCAUCUCUCACAAAACUCAGAGAUCUUUAACUGAAGAUAGAGAAGAUCUUGUU